GGGCAAGACGCAUGCGAGGAAACAACAAGAAGACAAGCGUUCUAGUCUCGUCUACGCGUUUUCGCGUCGCUUAGCUCUACACAAUUACAGAAGUGCUCUUAAACGUUACGCGGAGGGGAAUCGUUUACAAGAGUACAGAGGGGGUACAAGUGGUCAACUCUGUCAGACUCAUGACUCUUAUUUGAAAAAGAGCCGCAGUGAGUUGAAGAAAGAGUGCGUUGAAAGUGAAAGCGCUUUGAAAAGCAGGACUCGAAGAACUUGUGAGUAGGCUACUUUUCUCCGCAAAGAGGGAAAGACAAACGGAUAGAUUCAUACCUGCAUUAAAUUCCCAUUUCAAAGUGUUUAGUUGUUAAGUAGAAAUAUGAAUGCUGGGGAAGAGAACCUGCUGAAGUCUAUCAGCAAUGACACACUAUUGGACCUAACUCAGCGCUAUGGCCAGUCAGCCUUCGGGUUUGGUGCUGGCCAUGGUCCUGGAGCUCCUGGGCGCUAUCCCCUCACACCCGCCGCCGAUUUCCUCUCGGGUCAGACCACCAAAUCGAAUGAAAGCGGCGGGGAGCAGACAAGUGAAGACGACGACAGUUUUGACACUCUAGAGUCCCGGAAGAGGGGCUCGGGGUUCGACGAUGACAAGCACGGGGGUCCACUUGCCAAGAAACCCAAAGAGCAGCGGUCUUUGCGUCUUAGUAUCAACGCUCGGGAGAGGAGAAGAAUGCACGACCUCAACGACGCGCUAGACGGCCUGCGCUCUGUUAUCCCGUAUGCUCACAGCCCAUCGGUGAGAAAACUCUCCAAAAUCGCCACUCUCCUCCUAGCCAAGAACUAUAUUCUCAUGCAGGCUCAAGCCCUGGAGGAAAUGAGGCGGCUGGUGGCGUAUUUGAACCAGGGACAGACCAUAACCUCGCCAAUCCCCACUGCGCUGGCACCCUUUGGACAGGCGGCCGUUUACCCGUUCUCAGGCUCGACACUUGCCACCUGCGCCGAGAAGUGCACCACAUACUCUGGAACACCUUCGAGUCUUUUCAAACACUGCAACGACAAGCCUUGAUUUAAUUUUUCUGUUUCUGAACUUUACCUUCUGCAUCCAUGUUGGCCUCUCACCCUCUCUAUAGGCUACUUUUUAAAAACACCGAGAGGGCUUGGGGACCUUGUCCUAUGCGUAAUCCUAAACUAUGUUUAAAUAAUUACUGCAAUGUUUCAUCCAGAUUUAACAAAUAGCUUAUAUGGAAAAUAAAACCAGUGUUUACUAAAGCUUAGGAUAAUUUAUGACAAAUCGCCGUUUAACCUGUUGUGUUUCUCUUCAACCCUAAAAUAAACCAGCUGUUGGGCUACUGUAACUGA
Messenger RNA from Osmerus eperlanus (European smelt), 1338 nucleotides. It is a transcript of the gene bhlhe23, whose product is annotated as basic helix-loop-helix family, member e23. Gene Ontology annotation, cellular component: nucleus. Lineage: Eukaryota; Metazoa; Chordata; Actinopteri; Osmeriformes; Osmeridae. Gene Ontology annotation, molecular function: E-box binding; protein dimerization activity; DNA-binding transcription factor activity, RNA polymerase II-specific. The record is from RefSeq and is a predicted model, not a curated record. The transcript has a single exon. Gene Ontology annotation, biological process: sensory organ development; positive regulation of transcription by RNA polymerase II; axon development. Bases 362 to 1045 code for a protein of 227 amino acids.